CAAUCAAAACGAAGCCCGGCCCACUUACGAGUGAAGAAUCCCCUAAAAGCGGCCAAGCACCGGCCUUACCAUUUGUUCACUCUUCAGCUUUCUGAGCCGAAUCCCGUUCUCCUUGUUCCUUGGUCUGCCGCCGUCCUCCUUCCUCUCUCCCUCUACACAGCCGAGCAGUCUACGUGUAUCUUCACCGGAAAACGGGGGAGUAACGCCGGGAAAUCAACCCAACUCAGUUUUGGUUGUUUGAAACCACCGACACACUCUUCGUUGGUUGCCCCCUUCCCGUUCUCUAACUUCUGCCGAACACGCACGGCUACUGCGCUCAACUGCUUGCCACAACCAAUUCUGGUGGGCGCCCAUCGCGUUCUGGCGAGUUAAACCCUCCUAUAUUUUCGGAUUAUCGUGAGAUUUAAGGGGGAAGUGGAAGUGAGUUUGUGGAAUAGUAUCACACGUUGCAAGAUAGUUGAUAAUUUUCUCCUAAAACACAGUGACCAACUUGAUGGAGGACUGGGAGGAAGAGCAAAUUCCACCUCUCUUGGCAAAGGAUCAACCUAACUACAAAUGGGAUGAUGAAGAUGUGGAUGACAACGAUGUGAAGGAAUCAUGGGAAGACGAUGAAGAAUCUACAUCGGCACCUGAAGUAAAACCUCCAGCUGAAAAGGCCCCAAAGAAACCCACGGUAAAAGCUACUGAAAAGAAGGGGAAAACAGUUGAAGUGGUAAAUGAAGAGCCACUAGAUCCUGUGGCUGAGAAACUUCGCCAACAAAGGCUGGUGGAAGAAGCAGAUUAUAGCUCCACUAAGGAACUGUUCAGUAAGAGAGGUGAUGAGAAGACCCUUGAUAAUUUUAUUCCCAAAUCAGAAAGUGACUUCUUGGAAUAUGCGGAGCUCAUUUCACAUAAGCUGCGCUCACAUGAGAAAAGUUUCCAUUAUAUUGGUUUACUCAAGGCUGUAAUGAGACUAUCAAUGACUGCUUUGAAAGCAGCAGAUGCAAAAGAAGUCUCAUCUUCUGUUUCAGCAAUUGCAAAUGAAAAGCUAAAAGCAGAGAAGGAGGCGAAUGCUGGAAAAAAGAAAUCAGGCUUGAAGAAAAAGCAGAUUAAUGUUGACAGGCCAGACGAUGAGUUGGCUGUUAAUGCCUAUGAAGCUCUCGAUGACUAUGAUUUCAUGUGAGUAUCGCAGUUAGUUCCAUCCAAAGAAUUGGGAUUUCAGCAUAUGGAACAGUGUAGUAGGGAUAAGAUCCUCCGGCAUUUCCCUCCCCAGAGAUUAAAGAGUGCUAUUGCUGUAUCUUGUUUAAUAAGAGAAUGUUUCAGAUUGCCAUUUAUUUGUCAUGGUAAAUUUUGUUUGUUUUGGAUACCAGAUCUACAUUUGUCUGCAUACAAAUGUUGUGCUUUGCAUGAGUCGGUCUAAGAUACACCCUGUCUCAAAUAAAGUUUCUAUUUAUUGAGAUUUUUCGUUGAAA
Messenger RNA from Carya illinoinensis, 1451 nucleotides. Its product is annotated as eukaryotic translation initiation factor 3 subunit J-like. Gene Ontology annotation, cellular component: eukaryotic translation initiation factor 3 complex; cytoplasm. The coding region runs from base 494 to 1162 and encodes 222 amino acids. The transcript has 8 exons. Gene Ontology annotation, molecular function: translation initiation factor activity. Lineage: Eukaryota; Viridiplantae; Streptophyta; Magnoliopsida; Fagales; Juglandaceae. The record is from RefSeq and is a predicted model, not a curated record.